Molecule: messenger RNA, 7183 nt
Organism: Poecilia latipinna (sailfin molly)
Lineage: Eukaryota; Metazoa; Chordata; Actinopteri; Cyprinodontiformes; Poeciliidae
Gene: mgab
Product: MAX dimerization protein MGA b
Exons: 22
Coding region: 468-6728 (2086 amino acids)
Biological process (GO): cell fate specification; positive regulation of DNA-templated transcription; regulation of transcription by RNA polymerase II
Cellular component (GO): nucleus; chromatin
Molecular function (GO): DNA-binding transcription factor activity, RNA polymerase II-specific; protein dimerization activity; RNA polymerase II cis-regulatory region sequence-specific DNA binding
Source: RefSeq, a predicted model, not a curated record
UUAUUUAAGAUACCAUGUGAAGGUUUGCGCCUUUGCUUAGAAUUACUUUAUAAAAUACGUUUGUCUUGUUUUUAGAGGUAUUUACACCACGCUACAAUGAAGGGACCGGCGGAGUUGUCCAACGGGAGAAGAUUGCCCAUUGGCUACUGGAGCUCUACUGCUUUGCUGAAAGUGCGACGUCAUAGCCCCGGAGCACGGAUGUGUGUGUGUGUGUGAGUGAGUGAGUGGGGCAGUGAGGAUUGUGUGUGUGUGUGUGUGUAUGUGACUCACAGAGGGUGAGAAUGGAGAUGAGAUCGAAAAGGUUGAAGAAGUAAAGGAAACCCACAGGAAGAGAGGCGAAGUGUCACGCCUUUUUACAGUAAAACCCGGGAAGCAAUCAACGCAACUUGCACAGAGUUGUACGUACCGGCUCGCCGACCGGGGAGCGCGAGGAGCCAGAUGCAGUGUGAUGAUCAAAGCUGUUGGUGAUGCCUGCCUCGGACUCUGAACUCGCAGCCAUGGAGGUCAACCAUGAAUUGGAGGAAGAGGAGGGCAACUUGCCCGAUGUUCCGCUCGCAGACCCCCCUGCUCCCGUUCCUACUUCUCCUCCCUCCUGUUUAACCACUGAAAAGCCCGAUUUCGCCACCGACGCCACAAUGGAGGGCAAAGCCAUCUCCGUGGCAAGCAAUGAAUGUAGUUCGACUCUUUCUUCACCUGCUGAAGCUAAGCCUGCUGUUACACCCCCUCCAAUACUUGAACAGACUUUCGACCAAAGCCCUGCUACCUCGAAGAUACUGUCUGCAACAGACCCCCUAAAAAGCCCUGGAGCAAGCCUGCUUUCCAUUUCCGAUCCUCCACCAUGGGUUCCCACGUUGCCGCCUUCCGUGUUCGGCUGCCAAGACCAAGAAGAAGAUUUCCCCGCUGUGCUCACCUUCAAGGGUGUUUCUGUCACGUUGGAGAACAACACCAUAUGGAAGCAGUUCUGCCAGUGUGGAACCGAGAUGAUUCUCACUAAGCAGGGUCGCCGCAUGUUCCCCUACUGCCGCUAUCGCCUGGCCGGUCUGGACCCUAAUCGGAUGUACAGCCUCGUCCUGUCCAUCGUUCCGUCAAGCCCAUUCAGGUAUCGGUGGAACACGUCCAGAUGGGAGGCCAACGGGCCGACGGAGCACCAGUCUCAGGGCCUGAUCCGAGCCUUUCCCCACCACUACUCGCCCUGCCUGGGCUCAGACUGGAUGAGCUGCUUGGUGUCGUUCUAUAAGCUCAAGCUGACGAAUUGCUUCCAAGAUCAAGAGGGUCACAUGAUCCUGCACUCCAUGCAUCGCUACAUUCCUAGGCUUCACAUCAUUCCGGUUCUGGACGGGGCGACGCCGACAGUCGACAAACCCGUCGUCAUGGGACCCGAGAGCAUCACCUUCACGUUCCCGCAAACGGAAUUCAUGGCGGUGACAACUUACCAGAACUUUCGGAUCACGCAGCUGAAGAUCAACCAUAACCCUUUUGCCAAGGGCUUUAGGGAGGACGGGAACAACUCCCGCCUUCAGAGAAUCCAUCCACCUGCUGAGAGUCCAGAGACCCGAACGAAGCUCCUGAAACCUGCUGAACCCGCUGAGCAACAGGAGGAGGUGAUGGAUCUGAGCGCAAAGAGUCAGGAUCCUUCCUCUUCAUCUGCAAAUGCACAAGAGACCAGACUGGUGCUGAAGCCUAUAAUGUCCCAACCAGUUGGCGUUGGUGAUGCAUAUGUGCCCUGCAUCCGGGGCAAACAUGCCCUGGGUGAGAUCGUUCUCCUCCAGAACCAGUCUGCUGUUGAACCCAAGAAAGACGACACGGCCAUUGUUCUUCUGAAGGCAAACUCAGGCUUGAGGAGGCCGCCCAAAGCAAGACCCAAUAAGUCCAGCUCCUCAACGGGAACCCCGGUACGAUCGAUUGGGUUUCGCAAGAGGAGAAGGAGGAAGAUCAGGAGUCGUUGGACGAUGUACUAUGCAAGGACUUGGAGAAGGGCGGCUGCGGCUGCCAAACCGGCCCACAGCCCGUCAUUGACUCUGGCCAUGCAGCCAGAACUGGACGAAAUAGAAGGCCUGCUGUUUGUGUCGUUCACAUCGAAGGAAGCUCUUGAGGUUCACGUCAAAGACAAGCUAUCAAACGCCUCAUCAUCAGAAGCCGCCGUUUCCACAGCAGAGCCGAUGGAGACGGGAGACUUGUGUGGCGUUUCUGUGGAGGAGAAUCCAGAAACACAGAGGGAGAAAACGGCUCGGUUGGAGUCUCUCCUCCUGGAUGACCUGAGUGCUCUCAGACACAGACAGGUCAUCCAUCCAGUGCUGCAAGAGGUGGGCUUGAAGUUGAGUUCCUUAGACCCAACCAAGGCUGUCGACUUGAAGUAUCUGGGUGUUUGUCUGCCACCGCCUCCUUCAACUCUGACACGCCAAACCAGCACACCAACUUCAUCGCCUGCUGAUGAGGAAUUGCCCUUUAUCUCUAGAACAGGAAAAACAAAGGAUGUGACAAAAAUAAAAGGAUGGAGAAACAAGUUCGCAAGAAGCCAAGAAACAUCUGCUGCUAACAGCGAAGGAUUACCAAAGAACAUGUCUGCUUUCUGCAGCAACAUGUUGGACGAGUACUUGGAGAACGAAGCUCAGCAAAUCAGCGAACGCGCUGCUGCGUUCUCCACCAACCCAGAGGACGCUGUGGCCUACCAGCUGCCCGCCAGGGGCUCCAGCUACGUCAAGACCCUGGACAGCGCGCUCAGGCAUCGGAACGCCGCCUCCAGGGUCUCAGGCGGGACCAGGAGGCCGUGCCCUCUCUCUCGUAAAGCCUUGGCUCAGACGUCUCCGACCACUUCUAAAGCCCCGGGUCGUGCCUCGGAUCCAGACGCUGCUGCUGCUGCUGGGGCCGGUUAUGCUGACGACUACUCACAAAGGCUGCCGUCCAGCCAGUCGGCAGCCAAUCAGAGAGCUGCGACGGGGUUCGGCCAGAGCCAGGGUCCAACCCACAGAGCUGCAGGCUUCACAAAGAUCCAGCUCAGGCUGCUGCAGAUGGAAGACGCAGCGUUUAACCAGGGCCUGGGCAGAACACAUCUGACUCCAGAAAGACUCUCGACUGCUCUGUCUGUUAUCAUGAGCAAAGAGAGGGGAUUGCCCAGUGAGCUCCCGUUUCGAGACGACUCUGUAGGACCAAAGUGUGGUCAGGACUUCUGCAGGCUGGGCUGUGUGUGUCCCAGUGUGAAGCAGCUGAACACACACCCCGACCACUGCAGACAGCCUGAGUGCAUGUUUACCUGCAGCUGCCUCAGACCUCUGAUGGACACAGAACAACCGACCCAGAAUCGCUGUGGCUCCUCUGCUGCCAAACUGUGGAACCGCAACAUUCAUGACGAGGAUCUAGAGCCGCUUUACACUCCCAAAGUGGCUUCGCCUCCCGCCCCAGUGAAGUCCAGCAAAACCUGGACAUUUUGCCCGGCACCUCCGAUGCGUGAAGAGGACAAGGAUCCCGUUUAUAAGUAUCUGGAGAGCAAGUUGACGUGCGCACGCGUCAGGGCAUACAACAGCCUGCCGCCUCCGGUCGUAACCCUGAGCACCGCGCUUUUCGAUCAACGGGACAAACCGGCGCAGAACGUCGACAAGCCCGUCCUGAAUCAGGAGAACGCUGCUGACCUGACCCAUCAAAAGCCAGCAGAUGUGGAUACAAGGCCUGUUGCAGCGAAAGUGAAGCAGCAGAUCCAGAUCCAGUCCAUGUGUCUGUGGAAGAAUGACCGCAAAAUGGUGCUGGAGGGUUUGUGCGACCGCAUGAACCAGAACCGGCUCCACCAGCGUUUCUACAUCGGGCCCUACCGCGUCAGCCCUUUGACCAGAGUCACUUUGAGGAAACCCAGCGGCACCAUCAUCACCUACAGGAUGAAGAUCAGUAAACCAGAAAAAGUGAGCGACUGUGAGGAUGAAAGCGAGGAGGAAGAGAAGUGUGAUGGAGAUGCUGAGGAAGAGGUAGCAAAGGACCGUGGGAAUCAGUGUGGGGAGACCCGGGCUGGGAGGCUGAGGGCCCGGAGAAAACAGCCGGGCCACCAAACGUCCGGACUCAUCCAGGUAAAUGAUAAGUACUACAAUCGGGCCAUGCUGUCGCUCGGCAGCAUCGGGUCUCUGCAUCCAGCCAAUCGUCUUGCAGCCCAUGUCACGGGUCGACUGUGGACCGAUAAAAUCUCUCAGGUGAAACAAUCAGAGGACUUCAGCUCCACACCAGAAUCCCUUCAUGUAAAAGCCACAAAGAUAUUUGUUCCUCCGGUUGUGGAUGAGAAGACGACACAGCAGACCAAAGCCGAUUUACACAAACAGAGUAAUGGCUCCACGGCGCAGGGUUCUCAGACGUCCCAGCCUGUCCAGUCGUUUGGCCCAAUCCAGCAGAACAUCCACAGCAGCUCCACAUCCUCGCCCGUCUCCCUCACCGUCUCCCCCUCGCUGAAAAGCCCCAGCUUCCUGGCUAAGAGCGGGACGUACUCCUUCAGAAUCUGCCCUCCGUCCACCCAUGCCAGCGGAGGCCAGAGCUCCGCGGGCGUGGCCCUGCCAGGGGGCUUCACCCUCAUCCAGCUUCUGAAACCCAGAGCUGACAAGGCCGGAGGGCAAGCGAAGCCCCCCGACGUCACCAGGAGAGCUCCAGCUGAGGACAAAGUUUCUAGCCUGAGCCAUUUGGCCAAGGAGUGGGUCGGUUUUGACACCUUCAACAAAGUCAGGACCUUACUGAGCAGCAACGUGCCAGAGCCUGAUUCCUCCUUUGAGAGGAAGAUGUCGUCAGGUGGGAAUGAUGAAGAGGACGACCUGAAGAAUCAGCAGGGAUCAUUCCAUACCUUGUCCUCAGAAGAAAUGAGCUCCGACUUCUCAGACUCUGAUGAAUGCCAAGAAGUCGAGGAGAUGGUGGACAUUGAAACUGUCGAAGGGAAACAAGGAGAGGUCAUUUCUAAAAUGAGGAAAGAUGCUUCUGCGAUAUCACAACAAGCAAUGGAUUCUGCAGAUGAAUGUCGAGAAGGAAAGGAUCUCAACGAACUGAUUUUAAAGUAUAACACUGAUUCUGAAAACCAAAGGCCGAGGACGCGCAAGAACCACUCGGCGCUGGAGAAGCUGAGGCGCUGUGAACAGCGAGUUCUGUUCGACAGACUGCAGAGUCUCCUCAAGCUGGAGUCCAGAUCUUCCAGGCAUCAGGUUCUUAAUCUGGCUGUAAAAGAAAUUGAAAAUCUGGGCAAGACAUCCAGAUAUUUUCAAGCGGAGAGAACGAGGCUGCUUCAAGCUCAGUCUGUCUAUUUGAAGAAGCUGUCUGUGCUGGCCGGGAAGCCCGAAAGCCUGAUUGAGAGCAAGCUAAAGGAGAUCUUUGAGCGGCAGAAGCAGCGCGAGAAGAACAUGAAAUGGAAGCCUUUCUUUUCCCAACUUCUGCAGAGCAAGGCUGCUCUUCUUCAAGCCACCGCCCCUUCUUCUGCCCCCCAGCCCUCGUCACCGCCGAAGCCCGACCCGAGCCCCCCGGGUCAAGCCCAUCUGUCUGAGGCUGCAAAAAGAAAUCUACAAAAGCUGAUGUCUCUGUACCAUCCUUCAAAAAAGUCGGAGAAGGCUCCAGAGCAGUCCGUCAAUAACAUAUUCAAGCAAGACGUUCCAACUAAAGUGUCCAUCAUCGUGCCACGGCAGUUUGUCAAAGCGGCGCCGAAGACGGAGGCUCAGCAGAAAGAACCCGGAGCUUCGGAUCAACCGGCUUCUAAGUCCGAGGAGAACCAGAAAGCGUCUGAAAAUCCAGAUCAGAACUCCGUACCCACUUCUGUAGCAAACGACCCACAGCUCCAGGACAAAAUGGCCGUUGAAGGAGCGUCCACCAAGCCUGAAACGUCAGGAGCUAAAAGAACAACCAUAGUCGUCCCUUCAGGGCCGCUUGCUCUUCCUCUGAUUCGCUCCAAAACCGGCAGACUCAUACUUCCCUCCUCCCUGAAACCACUUGGUCAAGGUUACUACACCGUGAUGUUCAUGGAUUCCAAGAUGAAGGGGGAGGGAGACGAGGCCGGCUCUUCAGCCAAUACAGAGCAGUCUCUGGCUGAUCCUUCCAAGAGUUUCGAGAAAGCCUCCCCUGAUGCUGACCAGCCGUCAGAUUCUGAUCCAAAGAGUUCAGGCUCAGUGAGCCCCCUCGCUGAUCUGACCUUCCUCAACAAAGCGAUUGCUUUACCGCCACUCGACCUACAAGUCAGUGAGGCGAACCAAGGAAAGCCCGUUCCAAUCUUGGUUAGAACCUCAUCGGGUCACAUAUGUUUGAAGCCGGUAGGUCAGAUCCGUCGUCCUCCUCCUGCCAACCCCGAGCAAGAUUCCAACCACGACAAAAGCCGGCCAUCGAAGAGCCAGGUGUCCCGUCUGACUACAGACGCUACCGAAACCAGGUUGGCACAGACCAAGAGGAGUGACGCUUUUAUUAACAGGCUAGCUGAACUGAAGCAAGGAGACGUUACUGUGGAGGACAUGAAGGUCAAACGAGGCAGAGGAAGGCCUCCGGGAAAGAAAACGGCACAGGGACGAGGUGCUGGUGUAAAGCGAGGAAGAAGUCAAGACUCCGACGACGACUCCCCGGUUAAAUUUGCCAUUGCGUCUCUCAAAAGAUCCAGUUCACCGAACUCGCAAGGGGAGGGGUUCACUUCCCGACCGCAAACGCGUGGCUCUCUGGGAAAGGACUUCCCCAGCGAAAAGAAACGCUCGUGGAUAGAUGUGGAAAAGGAGCUGGAACCGGACCUCGAUCUGGUAUAGUCUCUACAGGGUAAAGUUGGACUCAUUCCUUUUGGUACCAAACAAGCUCUCUGUCGCAGCAGCGUGAUCGAACCUGACACUUUUACCUCCUUUACUGUUUAUUGGUGUCGACAUGACAUGCAAGCUUCACCACAUGUGCCUGUUUAAAACAAAAAAGGGCCUAGAAAGGUACCUAAUGCUGCUGCUGCUAUUGUUGCUGUAGAGAAAAGUCGAAUUCAAAGAGCAUUACCUGACCUGCUGAAUGUAUGAAGUCUGUGCUUAAACUACCACAGGCAGCUUUCAUCAGGCUGUUUUCUAAAAUGAAAUUGUCUGUAAAUGUGAUGUUUUUUUUGUUUGUUGUUUUUUUUAACCGCUUUACUGACUCGAUUACGUUGUACUUGAACUUGUUUGUUGGCGUCAUGCAGAAGAGAAUCAAAACUGAAUAAAGCCUUAGGAGGGGAAAUCGUACCAAACCA